CACAUUAACAGCGUGUAUAAAAACUGGUCAUGCGUCGGUUAUAUAAGCAAAAACGGGUUGAAUUGAACUGCACUGUCAAGUUAAGUUGUUGCUCGCCUGCUUUGCUUUGGGCCUCCUGAGUAAUAACUUCAUCUACAAGGCCGGAUAAAAACAGUAGCCAGCUUCUGUUUAUGUACAAAUCAUUCACACAUUACUACCGUCUAACCGGCUCGUCUGUGUUGUUAAGUUGACUAGGACACGAUUGAUCCCUCUGACGCGAAGCUAACUAUCCAAAUAAUGCUAAUAUUUGCAAGUUGAGAGAGCACCAGUGUCACAGUGAAACUCUGCUGGAGUUGUGCUAUACCAUUACAACAAGUGAGGCGGUUCAAACCACUCAGCGUUUUGUUUUCUCUCUGGUGGACGGAUGACAGAACUGUGUUUUGAUCACAACUGCUGCUGCAUGGAAAGAAAGCCUGUGAGAGGAGGUGUUAGCUCCUGCAGUGAAGUACUGCUCUGUCUGUCGAGAUGUUGUGGAAACAAAACCUUCAUGUUGUUUAAGAUUAUUACUUUGGAAUAUUAAAGUGUGGCCAAAAAGAUACAUUUUCCUCUGCAUGCGGAAGGUCGGGUUGCGGGGGCAGCAGACUUUCUCCUCUCCAGAUGACUUUUUUGAGAGUAUACUACCUGAGACAUAUUCUCUUGAGCAUGUUCAGUGCUUUGAUUUUCCUAUUUUUGAUGCAAAACCUUUGAUGUUUAUUGUUCUGUUUUUGCUGCCAUAACUCAAAUGAAAGUUACGGCAAUGUACUCCAGUGUCAGAGGUCAUCAUUAAUGCCCAUAGAGUCUGGUGUAUAGAGUCUGACCUACUCUUUUCGCUGCUGAACGUGUCAACAAUGUCAUGUAAGAAAAACACGACUCACAAGUUCAGGCUUUUAUUCCCCAUUUGUCACCUUUCAGAAAUAACUCUAAGCCAACUGGGAUCAGAAUAUUACCUUUCCAAAGUGUCAAUAUGUGACGUUGAAAGUUCAAAGUUCCACCGUCUAUAUUAAGAAGAGGAGUUCCUCUAUACUAUUGAUCCAGAGCUCCAUUGACCGUUGAAAGCACUUGCCUUGACUAAUGGAGCACCUCCAGGGAGCUUGGAAGACCCUGAGUAACGGCUUUGGAAUGAAGGACUCUGCGUUCGAGGGCCCGUGUCUUUCACCAACCAUGGUUCAGGGCUUUCCGUGUCAGCGCCGCGCCUCAGAUGACAGCAAGAUGCCUGACUCAAAGACGAGCAGCACUAUACGCGUGUAUCUGCCAAACCAGCAACGCACUGUGGUGAAUGUGCGACCAGGUGUGACUCUGCAGAGCUGCCUGAUAAAGGCCUUGAAGGUGCGAGGUUUGCAGCCUCAGUGUUGCGCCGUGUUCCGGCUGCAACCAGGACAGAGAAGUAAAAAGUUAAGAAUGGACUGGAAUACCGACUCCACCUCACUCAUCGGAGAAGAGCUGCUGGUGGAAGUUUUAGACCAUGUUCCCUUGACGACGCACAAUUUUGUUCGGAAAACAUAUUUGAAGCUAGCGUUCUGUGAUAUUUGCCAGAAGUUUCUUUUGAACGGCUUCCGUUGCCAAACCUGUGGCUACAAAUUCCAUGAGCACUGUAGCACCAAAGUACCCACCAUGUGUGUAGACUGGAGCAAUAUCAGGCAACUGCUCCUGUGCCCCACGCCUGGUGACAGUAGCGCGCCAUCUCUUCCACCCUUGACUUCACGUCGAAAGCGAGAAUCUUUAACACGAUUUCCGAGCUCAGCCCACCGAUACUCCACGCCACAUGCGUUCAACUACAUCCCUCCCUACCCGCCAACCGGCGUCGGCCUCUCGCAGCGGCAGCGCUCCACCUCCACACCCAACGUGCACAUGGUUAGCACAACUCUGCCUGUAGACAACAGCAUGAUCGAGGAUGCUAUGCGAGAUCAUGAUUCAGCUGGAAGUUCCCCCAGCCAAAGUCCCACAGGCUGGUCCCAGUCCCAAUCUAAAGCUCCCGCCCCGGCUCAUCGAGAGAGGGUUCCGUCCUUCAACACUCAGGAAAAAAAUAAAAUCAGACCUCGUGACAAGCGGGACUCCAGCUAUUACUGGGAGAUUGAAGCCAGCGAGGUCUACCUGCAGUCCCGCAUUGGUUCAGGCUCUUUUGGAACUGUUUACAAAGGGAAAUGGCACGGUGAUGUAGCAGUGAAGAUCCUAAAGGUGACAGACCCCACACCAGAGCAGUUUCAGGCUUUCAGAAAUGAAGUGGCUGUUCUGAGGAAAACCCGACACGUGAACAUCCUCCUGUUCAUGGGCUACAUGACAAAAGACAACUUGGCGAUCGUGACGCAAUGGUGCGAGGGCAGCAGCCUCUACAAACACAUCCACGUCCUGGAGACCAACUUCAAAAUGAUCCAGCUCAUAGACAUCGCGAGGCAGACCGCUCAAGGAAUGGACUACCUGCACGCGAAGAACAUCAUUCACCGGGAUAUGAAGUCCAACAACAUCUUUUUACAUGAAGGGCUGACUGUGAAAAUCGGAGACUUUGGUCUUGCGACAGUGAAAGCCAGGUGGAGUGGGUCUCACCAGGUGGAGCAGCCGUCAGGAUCCAUUCUCUGGAUGGCUCCCGAGGUCAUCCGCAUGCAGGACAACAAUCCCUACAGCUUCCAGUCUGACGUCUAUUCCUAUGGAAUAGUUCUGUUUGAGCUCAUGACAGGGGAGCUGCCUUACUCACAGAUAGCUAACCGAGAUCAGAUCAUCUUCAUGGUGGGGCGGGGCUACCUCUCUCCGGACCUCAGCAAACUCUACAAGAACUGCCCUAAGGCCAUGAAACGGUUGGUGGCUGACUGCAUCAAGAAGUUGAAGGACGAGCGGCCACUUUUCCCUCAGAUCCUGUCCUCCAUCGAGCUCCUGCAGCAUGCUCUACCUAAGAUAAACCGCAGUGCCUCAGAACCGUCCCUGCACCGGGUCUCGCACACCGAGGACAUCAACGCUUGCACGCUGACCUCCACCAGACUGGUUGUAUUUUAGAGGCCAAGAAAACUACAGCUCCAGUCCAAAUGCUAACAAAGCCUUAAAUUCUCAUGGAAGAGCCUGAUGAAGAGCGAAAGCUAGUGGGAAGGAGUCUUGUAAAUAGAAGAAAGGUGGAACGUUAUUCUGCCCAUCACUGCACAUUGUCACAGUGGCAACUUUUUUGUGUAAAUAUCCGCACAGUGCUGCCGACGUAUGCAACGGAAGCUUGAGAGUUCUGUGACGUGGAAGCGUGUUCCGUCCUGUUUUGAGAGGAAAAACUGCCUUAAGAGGAUCCUAGAACCUGCACCUCCUGCUAUCACACGAAGGAGCACUCGACAUAGUUGCACAUCACUAGUCUUAAAUCAGUAAACAAGGUCAUUUGUGUCUUUUUAUUGUUUUGAAUUGUUCUGGGUCGACGUCUAACCUGUGUGAGUGAUGAGUGACUUUUUUUUUUUUUUUUUUUUUUUUUUUUUGCACAAGUUCAACAGCCUUUGCUGCAGCGAGUCAUCCUGGACUAUCCUGAGCUGGACCGUUGUCUUAAAUAUUUAAAGUGAUUUGAAGACUAAUUUUUGUUUCUUUAUCUCGUCUGUUGUUGAAGGUUUUCACUGUCAACUCAGCGAGAAAUUUGUCUAUUCGAUAUUUUAAUAAAAUUAAG
Molecule: messenger RNA, 3640 nt
Organism: Synchiropus splendidus (mandarinfish)
Lineage: Eukaryota; Metazoa; Chordata; Actinopteri; Syngnathiformes; Callionymidae
Gene: raf1a
Product: Raf-1 proto-oncogene, serine/threonine kinase a
Exons: 17
Coding region: 1090-3003 (637 amino acids)
Biological process (GO): protein phosphorylation; signal transduction
Cellular component (GO): plasma membrane; mitochondrion; cytosol
Molecular function (GO): ATP binding; protein kinase activity
Source: RefSeq, a predicted model, not a curated record